Messenger RNA from Cyclopterus lumpus (lumpfish), 1328 nucleotides. Its product is annotated as transmembrane protein 42-like. The record is from RefSeq and is a predicted model, not a curated record. The transcript has 3 exons. Bases 259 to 690 code for a protein of 143 amino acids. Lineage: Eukaryota; Metazoa; Chordata; Actinopteri; Perciformes; Cyclopteridae.
UUAAAAUGGAUUUUGACACGGUGUAUACAUAUUAAAUGUGCUUUAUGAAUACAGCCGUACAACAUGAUACAAUAUAUAAAUGUAAUGCACGUGAUAUUUGGUUUGGUCGUAACCUUUGCAUGGGUAAGGUCUAUCCUACGGAGCCAUCGAUUUCAGGUAGCAUUUUAUUCUGAAAUUGUCGGUAUCGCGUACGCAUGCUCUAUGUGUUGAUGUGUGUAACUACCACAGACUACUUCCGGUGUUGUGUGUUAUUCAGACAUGAUUUCAGGGUCUGUUUGCGCGUUGUUGGCCGGCUCUCUGGGGGCCGCUGCCUCGCUGUCUGCCAAGCUGUCCCUCGGUGCGGACUACUUGAGAGACAUGUGUGAGUCGAGGCUCAGCGGAGCUUCAGCCUGUGACUGGCUCCACAUCCCACUGCGGCUGCUGUGCGCCGGCCUGCUCGUCGCCUGCAACGCCGUCAUGUGGACCUUCUUCUCCAAGGCCCUCCGGCACUGCUCCUCCUCGGCCAGUGCUACGGUCACUACCUCUGCAUCCAACUUCAUCUUCUCAGCCGUCCUGGGGAGGCUCGUAUUUGGAGAGAGCCAUGCAGCUCUCUGGUGGGCGGGAAUCUCUCUCACGCUGUGCGGACUGCUGCUGCUUCACGGAGCCGCGCCGCAGACCGCCUCGUCGGAGGAGGGCAAGAAGGACCAGUAGCUCACUGAGAGACACAAUGUGACACUGGGCCAUGUCCCAGAACCGAUGGUACAUCCCAUCAGGGAAAACCAACACACACACACCAGACCCUUGUUGCAGCACGUUGAAGGACCCUGAUUGCUUUGUAUCUUUUUUUUUUCUUUUUCAGAAUAAAAAACUGGUUAAUAUAUUAAGUAAUUUUUUUUAUUUUACUUUGGUACCAUUUAGUUAGUCGCAAAUAUGACGCUGGUAGAAAGCAAUACACAGAGAAACAAUGAAAUAUUUAGAAAAUACAUUUCUGAAAACUUGUGGUUGCUAGUCCUGUUUGAAUUUCAUCAAUUUUAUUGUAAAUACUUUGUAAUUUAAAGAAAACGGCAACAUCUUUUUUUCAAACAGUGAUUGUAAUGUACAAAUAUAUGAAAUAUGUUUUGUUUUAGAAUUUAAAAAAGAAACCCACACAAUUUGUUAAAAUACUGUAAACGUGAUGCAACACGAGCGGCCCCACGACACCAGCAGCCUUGUUAAAGCCCCUAUCCAGUGGUUUACCCUCAUAACACCCUGCUACGCCUGUUCCACAUGUACAACCGGCUGAGAGCUGCCCCACCCUGCUACGCUUCCAUGUUAAGGCAGAAAGUGAAUUAAAAUCCUCAGACGACAAA